Molecule: messenger RNA, 1455 nt
Organism: Bacidia gigantensis
Lineage: Eukaryota; Fungi; Ascomycota; Lecanoromycetes; Lecanorales; Ramalinaceae
Exons: 6
Coding region: 1-1455 (484 amino acids)
Biological process (GO): vesicle-mediated transport
Cellular component (GO): membrane; mitochondrion; cytoplasm
Source: RefSeq, a predicted model, not a curated record
AUGAAUUACGGAGACUACGGGGGAGGUGGAUCGCGUUACGGAGAGUCGAACCCUUACGCUUCGACGGGCUACAACACGCAGUCUCAUCAAGCUCCAUAUCACGAUUCUUCAGCUCAAGAUUCCCAACCUCCCUAUACUUCCGCGCCCUACCCACAGCAAUACUCAGCGCCGCCACAACGACCACCUGGGGACCGCCCUUAUCAACCCGGGGGAAAUGGCAACCAAAAUAACAGGACACAGCCUGGUAGACAUCAAAACACUCACGACGCGGGCAUAGAAAUGAGUAACCUCAAUGGUGCCCCCAAUUUCGAAGCAGACCCAAGGGCUAUCCUCAACGAAUGCGCUGACAUCGACGUCGCCAUCAACGAAGUUCAGACCCGUUUGACCGAGGGGGACCAAAGUCUUCGAAAGCUGCAAGAAACUGCUAUCGGUGACCCGGACGCUAGCAAGUACAAUGACAAGAUAGAGGAAGAGACUGCCAAGUUUAUGGCAAUUUACAAAAACCUCAGCAACCGCAUCAUAAGGAUAAAAAAACACCCAAGAUCAGGGGAUCCAAGAAACGCCCCCACGGUCACGCGUGUGGCUGGCAAAGUUCAGACAGCCAACCGGGAAUUCUUCGCCUUCAACAAUGAUUUCUCGAAAAGAUUGAAGGAGCAAUAUGCUAGACAAUGGCUCAUCGCCAAUCCAGGAGGGACAAAGGAACAAGCUUACGAGGCUGCUGAUGAUCCUGGUAAUGGCAAAGUAUUUCAACAAAGCUUCCAAACUACCAAUAGACGUGGGGAAGCUAGAUCAGCAUUGAGUGCGGUUGAAGGACGACAUAAAGCAAUACAAACUAUUUUGCGAACAUUGGCUGAGGUUACUGAGCUCUUCAACCAAGUCAACGAUGCUGUGAUCGUGCAACAAGUCGCCGUUGAGAACAUUGAAGAGAAAGCGCAAGAUACUACCAACAACCUCCAGAAGGCUGACCAAGAACUCGCCGGUGCAAAUGAAAAGGCACGAGCUGCGAGGAAGAAGAAGUGGAUCUGCUUGGGUAUCUUCAGUAUGUCUCCAUUGAGGUUCGACGUCUUGGUAUCAAGCUCGGCUGGCCCGCCGGCCACUGCUCACCCAGAGCAUAACUACUGCUGCGUCUUUGGUCCGGCAGCUACCCUCUGGUUCUCAUUCCUCGCACGUCGCAUCAACUUCCCAGGUCGUCCCGUCAUCACCACCCUUAGCCGGGUAGGAGUCGAUCAGACGGUCUUCGCCUCAACCAACAUGUUCUGCUUCCUCACCAGCAUGGCCUACAUGGAGGGCAAGGAUCCACAACAAGCACUACGGGAGAAAUAUUUCGAAGCGCUGAAGAAGAACUGGAUCUUGUGGCCGCCAGUACAAGCGAUCAACUUGUCCAUCGUACCAGCCGACGCAAGAGUAUUCGUUGUCAAUAUUGUCAGCUUAGGUAAGUCAAGCCUCCUUGAAUGA